AUGUCUAGUGCUUUACCAAAUACUGCUGCUUUAGUUUCUGGUUCAACAGAACCAGGUAAAUAUAUUCAAGUUCAAGAUAUUCCAUAUCCAAAAGCUACAGAAGAUCAAUUGAUCGUUAAAGGUUUAGCAUUUGCUAUUAAUCCAACUGAUUGGAAACAUGCUGAUUUUGGUGUUGGUAAAAAAGGUGCAGUAGCUGGUACUGAUGUUGCAGGUACAGUGGAAACUGUUGGUGCAAAUGUUCAAGGCUUUUCAAAAGGUGAUUUUGUUUCAGUUUUCUUACAUGGUAAUGUUGAUGAAUAUGGUGCUUUCCAAAAAUUUGUUGUUGCAAACCCAUCCACUACUGUUAAAUUACCUUCAAAAUUCCCUGUUGAUCCAUUACAACCUGGUGAAUAUCCAUCAAGUACAAUUCAAUCAUUUGAAGGUGCUUCCACUAUUCCAUUGGGUUUAGCUACCAUUGGUGUUUCAUUUGCUAUUGAAUUAAAUAUUCCAUUAUUACAAGGUUCAAACUCUAAUAAAUAUAUCUUAUUAUGGGGUGGUGCUACUGCUACUGGUAUUUUAGCCAUUCAAAUUGCUAAACAUGUUUAUGGAUUAAAAGUUUUAACAACAGCUUCUAAACAUAAUCAUGAAUUUUUAAAAUCUCUUGGUGCUGAUGAAGUUUUUGACUAUAAAGAUUCAUCUGCAAUUGAAGAAUUAUCAAAAUAUGAUAUUUCUUAUGCCCUUGAUGUUUUUGGUACAGUGGAAACUUUCCAACAAACUUAUGAUGCUACUAAAAACUCAAAAGAUGUUAGAUUAGAUAAUUUAUUUGCAAUUUUUGAUGAUAAAAUCAAAAAAGAUUCAAGAUCCGGUAAGGCAACUUUUGUUACACCAACAAUGUCAUACAUUGCUGUUGGACAUCCAGUUGAUGCGUAUGGAAGACAUUGGAAUCUAACUGAUGAAGGUUUCAACAGAUAUAAACAAUUUUGGUUUGAAGCUUUACCAAAAUAUCUUCCUGAAUUGAAACAUGCUGGUUUGAAAGUAUUGAAACAAGGUUUUGAAAAUGCUGAUGAAGGUUAUACUUUAAAUAAAGAAGGUAAAGUCAGUGCUCAAAAGAUCGUUUUCAGAGCUUGA
Hansenula ciferrii is the source of this 1107-nucleotide messenger RNA. RefSeq names its product zinc-binding alcohol dehydrogenase family protein. Gene Ontology annotation, molecular function: oxidoreductase activity, acting on NAD(P)H. The coding region runs from base 1 to 1107 and encodes 368 amino acids. The transcript has a single exon. The record is from RefSeq and is a predicted model, not a curated record. Lineage: Eukaryota; Fungi; Ascomycota; Saccharomycetes; Phaffomycetales; Wickerhamomycetaceae.